AAAUUUUCGAAAUUAUUUAGCAGAACCGGUGACUGUGAGCCACAUGGAACUCAUUAUAUCAUACAGAAGCAGUUUCAGAUACUACAAAGUUUUUAAAGGUUUACAAAACUCCAGAGCAUCAUAUAAGAAAUAUAAUAGGUCCUGAGCGAAUUAAGCAAAUAUCAGAAAAUCGGCAAACAUUUACUCGUAUAAUAGAAUCUACAAUUUUUUUAGGACGCGAAAAUUUACUACUUAGAGGGCAUAGAUAUAGGAGACAACUUUUUUAUAAUGAUAGCACGAAUGACGAGAAUGUCCUAAAUAAUGAAGGGAACUUUAGAGAACUAAUACGGUUUAGAGUCGAGAGCAGCGACAAUUUAUUGAAACAAACUUAGAGAACCCAAAAACGCAUGCUACAUACACAAGCAGUCGCAUCCAAAAUGAAAUUAUAGAAUGUUGUGGCGAAGAAAUCUUGGAUACAGUUUUAAGUCGCGUCAAACAAAGUCAGUAUUACAGUAUUAUAUUUGACAAAACUACAGCCAUUAGCCAUAAAUCAUAAAUGUCAAUCGUAUUACGGUAUUGUUAUCAAAAAUAUAUUUACCAGGACUUCAUGGGAUUUGUGGGUUACUACUCAAAUUUUGAUGAAGAUAGAAUGGAUCCCAAACUCACAGGUCAAAUUCUUGCUCAAACAGUCAAUCAUUUCAUAAAAACCACAAACAUGUGGGCGGCAUUGGUACUGAUACGUGUAACUUAUUGGUAGGUGAACAAAGGGGCACUGUAAUGGAAUUGCAAAAAUAAAGUAGCAGUGUCCAAGCAUUAAGAAAUGCUGUAGGUGUAAUGAAGGAAGUAAUUGCGUUCUUCACAGCAUCCGCUAAAAGAAGUACAGCAUUAAAAAGAAAACUAGACGGAUACCAAAUUCAUAGUAUGUGCGAAACGCUAUGGACCGAGAGACUUGAUUCUGUGCUCCAAUUUGAGAGCAAAUUCUAGAAAAUUGUAGAGUACCUCUACAAUAUUAUAUCAAAUUGGAAAGACCGCGAAGCUUCUUCAAAAGCGGAAUCUUUGAAGACUUCCAUUACUUAUACCCAAUUUAUCGUAUCACUAAAGUGUUUGUGUGAUAUAUUAGCUUUAUCAAUCAACCCGAGUAAGAUUUUACAAUCAAAAACAAUUUACAAACAAUACGCUGUCAAACUCAUAGGAAAUAUUAUUUCAGUUGUACAAGAAAGACGCGCAAACUCUUGCAAACACUUCAGAAUAUUAUUCGCAUCUAUAAUGAAUUCGCAUGAAACCCUGGGUAUUGAACUGACUGUGCCAAGAAUAACAAGCAGACAAAUGAACAGACCGAACAUAGUUACGUCUGAUAACGAAAAUCAUUACAGACUUAACCUAUAUGUCCCUUUGCUAGAUAACAUAUUACAGGAUUUGGUAUACCAGUUCAAUGAAGAAUCAAUGAAGAAUCUUUGAAUAUAUACAAUAUAUUUCCUUUGCAUCAGUAUUUAAUUCAAAAACUGAAGCUGAAGUAAUGGACAUAUUAGGAACAAUCUCUUAAUAUUUGCAUGGACUAAAUAGUAACGAAAUCAAAAAUUUAAUAAGUACCAGAUUAUAAGCAGAAUUUGACGUUUAGGAGGCACGUAUACAAGACAUUAUAGACAGUGGAAUGUCACUAUACUUAUUAUGUGAUGAAAACAUUUUUCUUCAAUUAAUAGAUGCCUACAACUAUUGAUUUCAUUGCCGGUAAGUGUUGCUACAUCUAAAAGACGUUUCUCCCAUAUAAAGAGGAUAAAAACAUGGCCGCGCUCCACUAUGUUACAAGAGCGAUUAGUGGGUUUAGCUCUUUUGUAUAUGCAUAGGGUUAUUAAAAUAGACGUGAAUACAAUCAUAGAUAGGUUUGUCAGCAAAAAGGAUAGGCUGCUUGAUUUUGUAAUAUGAUAACACCUGAAUUUUGCCUAAGGUUGUCUCUCAAAUCCAUCUCCCUUCUGUCGGCCAAUAAAUAAAAAAGCAGAUGUAGUUUUACUUACAUUUAAACCACCACGGUGAUCUUUUCCAAAGUAUCCAAUCAAGGUAUGUGCUUUUAUUUAUUGGCCAGCAGAUUGAUAUAAAAGUCUGUUCAAAUUCUGUUCAAAUCACUUUCUAAGCUAAUGUAAUAAUUGUUUUAUUUUGAGACUGUGAAAUGAUGUGUUUCAUAGUUUAUAUGUUUUUGUUUUUUGAGACUGGCUAAUAGAAUGU
Acanthoscelides obtectus is the source of this 2199-nucleotide messenger RNA. Lineage: Eukaryota; Metazoa; Arthropoda; Insecta; Coleoptera; Chrysomelidae. The record is from the annotation of a GenBank genome assembly.